This is a messenger RNA of Bacidia gigantensis, 2577 nucleotides long. RefSeq lists its product as uncharacterized. NCBI's taxonomy places the organism in Eukaryota, Fungi, Ascomycota, Lecanoromycetes, Lecanorales, Ramalinaceae. Bases 1 to 2577 code for a protein of 858 amino acids. The transcript has a single exon. Gene Ontology annotation, molecular function: protein binding. The record is from RefSeq and is a predicted model, not a curated record.
AUGGCGACUCAGAGCAGUCCACCACCUGGCUGGCCUUUAUCAAAUCCUCCUAGCAAACCCUUGCCUCCAGCUGCUCCUCAACCUUCAUAUAUGGCAGGUAGGCAUCCAAGAGAAAACGUAGACAGGUCACCACCACCACAAGCUCUCUAUGACAUGCCCAAGAGGAGGCCUCUAUCCUCUUCGCAAGGCAACUCAAUGGCAGGUUCCGCCCGACCGCCCGUGCCUCCGAAGCACCAGAAUUGGCAUGUGAGUCAGGACGAGGAGCCCAUACUGGAAAGAAAAGCGUCGUUCGAAACCGGCGACGAUGCUUUCAUGAGACAGCCUCUCCAAGAACAAUUACUUCAGCAAGCCCACCCGCAACGCGCCCCGCAAUCCCCUCAGCACGCUCAGCAGCAAUUUUCUCCCGAAGUUCCACAGCACAUUCCCCAGGAAGCCCCUCCGCAAGCCCCUCGACAUAUUCCGCAGCAGUUUCCUUCGCAAGCUCCUCAACACGCUUCGCAACAAGCGCCUCCUCAGGUUCCUCGACAUAUCCCACAGCAAGCGCCACAGCAACUUCCUCCACGUAUACCACAACCACAGGCACCGGCAUCUCAGCAGGAAUAUGAGCAAAGGCGGUCAAGGCGGAAAUCAAGCGGUCCAGUGCCUAUUACCCACUCACUUCCGUUGAGACCUAUGAUCACGACAGAACAGCAAGAGAACAUACAUCAGCCACAGUCUGGAAUUAUCUCAUCCGGCAACUCGGCAGGCUCCAGACAUGCGUCGGGUAGCAGCUUCGUCAACAUCACGGGUGCUGAAGAGCGAGAAGAGCAGUCCCCAGAACCCCUACAUUAUCACCAUCAGCUUUUCGACCCAGCCCACAACAGACGAAGAUCAGCAGGCAGUAACACCACUUCUCGAUCACAAGGCCGGCGUGUGUCUGGAGAUGCCCCCCCAGUGCCGACUCAUGGCAGGCGCGUAUCCGGAGAUUCCCUCCCUAUCCCAUCACACGGCCGCUUAACACCAGCGAGUGCUCAUUUGGGCGCACAUCUUUCGAGACCGGUGUCAUCCUACUCGUCAAUAUCUGACGGCGAUCCGCGGCGGACACUUUCACCAGGUAAUACAUCACAAGCACGGACACCCUCACCUUCACGGCUCUCGCCAGACUCGCGACCGAUGUCAUUCAUUGACCUCCUCAACGUCCCCUAUCCUCAACCACCUCCAGCUCCAACAAGUUUUGACAAUUCACAACUCCGAGAAUCUGUAGGGCAGAAUGCAACGCUUCUUAACACCAAGAAGACCCUGGAAAUGUACCGCGCCAACGUAAAGAAGACAAACGAUCCAACAAUCCAAUACGAAUUUGCGAUCUUCAUGGUCAACGCAGCAGCCGAAGCAGCCAACGAACCUCAAUCACCCAACCCAGACGCAGCGCUCCCCUCAUCCCCAGAACUUCUCCGCGAAGCCCGCAACAUCCUCCAAAAGCUUUCCGACCGCUCUUACCCCUUCGCCCAAUACUAUCUCGCUGACGGCUACGCCUCUGGUCUCUUCAACAAAGGUGUCGAAGACAACGACCGCGCCUUUAACCUCUUCGUCGCAGCUUCAAAGCAUGGUCACGCAGAAGCGGGCUACCGCGCAGCGCUCUGCUAUGAAUUCGGCUGGGGCUGCCGUAAAGACCCGACUAAAGCUGUACAGUUCUUUCGACAGUCAGCCUCCAAGAACCACCCGGGCGCAAUGUCCCGCCUCGGUCGCGCCUGUCUUGUUGGCGACCUUGGGCUUGGAAAUCGAUAUCGCGAGGGUUUCAAGUGGCUCAAGCGCGCCGCUGAGAGCGCAGACUUCCAAUAUAAUUCUGCACCCUACGAGCUCGGCUUGCUCCACGAGACCGGCUACGGUGACGACAUCUUUCGCGACGAAUCAUACGCUGCGCAGCUGUUCACACAAUCCGCUGACCUUGGGCACGUAGAGGCGAAUUAUCGCCUCGGUGACGCCUACGAGCAUGGAAAGCUGAGCUGCCCGCGAGAUCCAGCGCUGAGCGUGCACUUCUACACCGGUGCCGCGCAGCAAGGGCACCCGCUCGCUAUGAUGGCGCUGUGCGCGUGGUACAUGGUCGGUGCGGAGCCUGUGCUUGACAAGGAUGAGAACGAGGCUUGUGAGUGGGCUCGACGUGCUGCUGAGACGGGUGAGUCCCCCCAUGUCGUUUCCCCUUCCUUUUCUCCCUCCCUUCUCUUCCCUCCUUACGACCUCCCCACGAACCCUACUCUGACAUCCAAACCAGGCCUAACGAAAGCCCAAUACGCCCUCGGCUACUUCACCGAAAUGGGGAUCGGAUGUCGCCGCGAUCCGCUCGAGGCAAACGUCUGGUAUGUUCGUGCCGCGGACCAGGGUGAUGAUAGAGCGAAGCAAAGGAUCGCUGCUAUUCGUGCUGCGGCGAGUGGAGGCCCUGCGCAGUCUGGCGCGGGGGGCAUGGGUGAAAGUAAUGCUGCAGCUGCUGGGGUUAGGAAGGGGAGCAGUAGCGGUGCUGGUGGUGGAGGUGGAGUUAAAGAGGGGGCAGGUGGGGGAGGGAAGGAGGAGAAGGGGGGGAAGAAGAGGUGGGGGCUAUUUUAA